UCGGCGACAGGGGCUGGACCCGGGCUCUGCGGCGGAUGGCGAGUCGGUGACAGGCGCUCGGCGGCUGGCGGCGAUGGCGACCGCGAUGGCAGCCACGGCGGCGGAGCGGGCGGUGCUGGAGGAGGAGUUCCGCUGGCUGCUGGCCGACGAGGUGCACGCCGUGCUGCGACAGCUUCAGGACAUCCUCAAGGAGGCCUCUCUCCGCUUCACUCUCCCAGGUUCAAGUGCUGAGGGGCCUGCCAAGCAGGAAAACUUCAUCCUGGGCAGCUGUGGCACAGACCAGGUGAAGAGCGUGCUGACCCUCCAAGGGAACGCCCUGAGCCAGGCGGAUGUGAACCUGAAGAUGCCCCGGAACAACCAGCUGCUGCACUUCGCCUUCCGGGAGGACAAGCAGUGGAAGCUGCAGCAGAUCCAGGACGCCAGGAACCACGUGAGCCAAGCCAUUUACCUGCUCACCAACCGGGACCAGAGCUACCAGUUUCAGACCGGGGCAGAGGUCCUCAAGCUGAUGGAUGCCGUGAUGCUGCAACUGACCAGAGCCCGCAACCGCCUCACCACCCCAGCCACCCUCACCCUGCCUGAGCUCGCGGCCAGUGGCCUCACGCGGAUGUUCGCGCCCACCCUACCCUCCGACCUGCUGGUGAAUGUGUACAUCAACCUCAACAAGCUGUGCCUCACCGUGUACCAGCUGCACGUGCUGCAGCCCAACUCCACCAAGAACUUCCGGCCAGCAGGAGGCGCUGUGCUUCACAGCCCCGGGGCCAUGUUUGAGUGGGGUUCACAGCGCCUGGAGGUGAGCCACGUGCACAAGGUGGAGUGCGUCAUCCCCUGGCUCAACGACGCCCUGGUCUUCUUCACCGUCUCCCUGCAGCUCUGCCAGCAGCUCAAGGACAAAAUCUCCGUCUUCUCCAGCUACUGGAGCUACAGGUCUUUCUGAGCAGAGCACCCUGGCAGCUGUCUCCCCCUGCCCCGGAAGUGGCCCCAGCUGUGGGGUCCUCAUCCACACCCCAUGAUCACACCCCCUCAGAGCACGGGCCAGAGCUCUGCCCUGCUUGUUUGCACAGAUGGGAGUGAAUACUAGAACCCCAGGAGGAAGAGGGGAAGGAGGGGUAGGUAGAGUGGGGGUCACAGUGACUCAGGUUCCCAGCCCUGCCCCUCCAGCAGGGAACCUUUGUGCUGGGGUGGGGCCAGGCCCCUCCCUCCUUGGUCACCUGCCUGGCUGGCGUAAACCCCCUCAGCUGGAGGGGUGAGGGUGGCCCUAAACUUUGAGUUGGAUAAGAAACAUGAAGGCAGAUGCCUUUGACCGUGCUUGAAGCCUUCCAGAAAUAAAGAUCACCCCACUUUGCCUGGAGCCAA
Erinaceus europaeus (western European hedgehog) is the source of this 1356-nucleotide messenger RNA. It is a transcript of the gene ROGDI, whose product is annotated as rogdi atypical leucine zipper. The transcript is spliced from 11 exons. Gene Ontology annotation, cellular component: RAVE complex. The coding region runs from base 74 to 937 and encodes 287 amino acids. Lineage: Eukaryota; Metazoa; Chordata; Mammalia; Eulipotyphla; Erinaceidae. The record is from RefSeq and is a predicted model, not a curated record.